UUUUCCGCACUUUUUCAAAUACACCAGGAUGUAUCCAAGUCUAUUUGAUAAGUUACUGAAUCUGGUUGGAACUCACUUAUUAAAGGAUCCUACUAAACGGCCUAUAGACCCUCCUCAGCGAUUAAUUAUAACACUUCAUUAUUUAGCAGAGGGGUGUUCAAUGCAGGAGAUGUCCUAUAGCCAUAUGUUGGGUAAAACAACUGUGGCUAAUAUUAUAAAGGAGACAACAAAAGUGUUAUGGGAAGUCCUUCAACCUAUUUACUUAAAACCACCAACAAGGCCAGAAUUAUUACAGAUUGCGGAUGCAUUUAAUUCAAAAUGGAAUCUGCCACAUUGUGUAGGAGCAAUUGAUGGCAAGCAUGUGGUAAUCCAGGCUCCUCCAAUGAGCGGCUCCACAUAUUUUAAUUAUAAAAAGACAUUUAGCAUCAAUUUAAUGGCAGCCUGUGAUGCGGAAUAUCGAUUUAUAUUUGUGGAUGCUGGUGCACCUGGUGGGGACCAUGAUGCAUCGGUAUUUAGGGAGUCUGGGUUUGGCAGUAGAAUUUUACAAGACCAACUAAAUUUACCUCAUACUGCCAACCUUCCUAAUACUAAAGUCGAGUUUCCGUACUUUUUUGCUGCCGAUGCAGCGUUUCCAUUGCACGAAAAUAUAAUGCGACCAUAUCCAGGCGAUAAACUAUCGGAUGCCCAAAAAAUUUUCAAUUAUCGUUUAUCAAGAGGUCGCCGAACAAUUGAAAAUGCGUUUGGCAUUCUUAGCCAAAGAUUGCGAGUCUUACGACGCCCAAUAAUCGCCAAUGUGGACCUAUGUGAGCAGAUCACAUUAAGUUGUGUUGUGCUACACAACUUUAUCAAAUAUAAUGAAGACAAUGGAGCUGCUGGAAACAUGAGGUACUGUCCUCCAGGAUUUGCGGAUGUGAUAAAUGGAGAGGGUACUGUAUCAUCUGGUACUUGGAGGCAAUAUUUAAAUUCCCCUGAAGGAUCAGUGCCUUGGCAGGAAGAAGUGAUAUGGAGAGGUGCCAUGCCAAAUACAAAGUAA
Molecule: messenger RNA, 1033 nt
Organism: Photinus pyralis (common eastern firefly)
Lineage: Eukaryota; Metazoa; Arthropoda; Insecta; Coleoptera; Lampyridae
Product: protein ALP1-like
Exons: 2
Coding region: 29-1033 (334 amino acids)
Source: RefSeq, a predicted model, not a curated record